Messenger RNA from Xiphophorus hellerii (green swordtail), 2010 nucleotides. RefSeq lists its product as uncharacterized. The record is from RefSeq and is a predicted model, not a curated record. Lineage: Eukaryota; Metazoa; Chordata; Actinopteri; Cyprinodontiformes; Poeciliidae. Bases 1114 to 1953 code for a protein of 279 amino acids. The transcript is spliced from 9 exons.
AAGAGUGGUUAAACUACCAAAAUUACUCCAAGAGGGCAUCAACAACUUAUCCAAGGAGUUAGUACUAUGACCUAGAGCAACAUCUAGAGCACAGCAGGCCUCACCUACCUCAGUGCAAUGGUCUGUUCAUGACUGUAAGAAAUUGGGCAACAAUGGCAUCCAUGGCUGAGUUCCUAUGUUGAUUAAAGACAACACAAAGACCAAUGUCACUAUCUAGAAUAUAUAUCUAUCCAGGCUUUACCCCAAUUCUCACCUGAUGACUGCUGGAGAUUGGCACCAUCCCAUUGUGACCCUGGAAGGAAGAGCAGGUAUAGCCGAUGAACCGAUGGGCUUUUUGAUGAUCCUGAAGACUUGGGGAAAUGUUCUGUGGAUUAAUGAAACACAAGUUUGUGGAAGAUGUGCUAUGUAAAACUAAGCUUUUAAUGUGAGGUUCCUUUGCUGCUUCAGUACUUGCUGUUAUUGGCAUUAACUCCUCAAUAGUGGAAAACCUUGAGGGAAAAGGUUUGUCCAUCAGUUUGAAAUCUUAAACUGAAGCAAAUGUUGGUUAUGCAGCAAUGAGUCAGACAGUGACUCAUUGCUGUGUCUAAAAUUAAUUAGGUUUUGCAGUGGUUCAUUCAACGGUGGGACUUAAAUCCAAUUGAGUUUCUGUGGCAUGAGCUUAAACAGACACUGGCCACCAAAGUACCUUUAUUAAAAUAGUUCUGCAGCUGAAAGUGGGCCAAAAUUCCUCCACAGAAAUGUGAAAAACACAUUGCCAGUAAAACACUGGAUGGCAUCUGUUGCCACCAAAAAUGGCAGAUUUUAGAGGGCUACUGCUUUUUCACACGUUUGGGAAUUUCCCCCCCCCCCCAUUAAUAAGUAGAAUCAUUUGAAAACUGCAUGUUGUAUUUGAUUAGGCUAUCACUCUUGUUUUCCUUUAAACUCAUCAAAGUUCUUUCAGUUCAUUUAUCCACCAUUGUCGAAAAAUAGAACCAAGUGUGUGAUAAAACACAAUUACAUUUAAAUGUAAACAGUAACAGCCCAGAGAAGUAAUGGGCAUACUUCUCUGAGCUGUCCAGCAGAGAAGCUGCAACCGAGACGAGGGAUUAAUCUGCCAAGGAGGAAGCAGCAAAUAUGUUUCCUUGGGCUCGCUAUGCGGGUCUGGCUGUGAGCCCUUCGGAGAGAUUUACCACCACCUACAAUUCAGACUUUAAACCAUUUCACCAACGUAAAACAUUUCUGAAGCCCAUGCCUCCCACUAAAAUUGGGGGUGUAAACAUGACGCGUAUGCCUGAACGUGAUACAUCGGCUAUGUUGCUUCAGCACUACUACAUGAAACCCCCCGAAACCAAAACCUCAUUUAUUAGCCCCCAGAACCCUCCGACUACCCUUUUCCCAGUCUUCAUACCUUCACUCGGCGGCAUAGCCACUUCCUUUUCUGAGGAGCUCAGAAAUGCUGGCUGUUUAAGGGACGAUGCUCCAUGGCACAACGUCUACGGUGAACGGGCUGGCCUGUUGAAGCGGCAAAUGGAGGAUCCAAGUGGGGCCACUGACAUUCACUACGAGGAGGGAGUGAUUGUUUUAUCACCCUACAGAGGUCCCAUCAAGUGUGAGGAUGUCCUGCAGCUUCUGCACAAGACCGCCACGCCGACUCACAUGGGCACCCUUCCACGGGGGUCGGCUCCCUACAUCACACUGAAUCACGCCACAGGAGUCACGGGGGGCAACUUGACCGCCGUGAGCCAACCAGCUGUAUGUCAGCCCGCCCCCGCCCUUCAAUCUUCAUCCCACUACUGCGGCAACUGUGGAUGUAAAUCUGAGCAUCCUUUAGGUUGCUGCUGUGGGGCGCAACUUGUCCCUCCUCACAUCUGUCAGAGCGGCGGCCUGCCACACCCCAUCAAGAGGCCUCCGCUGACCGAGUAUCAGGACAGCUAUUCCGCUAAGUGGUUCCAGCCGAAGAUCAAACCUGGCUAACGUCACCUUCCUCCUUGUCACAAAGUUCAGCCCCCAAUACACAGCUCAUGAAAAGAA